This is a messenger RNA of Cricetulus griseus (Chinese hamster), 2907 nucleotides long. The record is from RefSeq and is a predicted model, not a curated record. Lineage: Eukaryota; Metazoa; Chordata; Mammalia; Rodentia; Cricetidae.
UCUCAGCCAUUGCCUAACAUUCUCUACCCUCACUCUGCUUCCCUCGCAGUUCCAUGGUGAUGACAUGGCAUCUGCCAGCUCCAGCCGGGCAGGAGUGGCCCUGCCUUUUGAGAAGUCGCAGCUCACCCUGAAAGUGGUGUCAGCAAAGCCCAAGGUGCACAACCGCCAGCCAAGAAUCAACUCCUACGUGGAGGUGGCAGUAGAUGGGCUCCCCAGUGAGACCAAGAAGACCGGGAAGCGCAUCGGGAGCUCUGAGCUUCUCUGGAAUGAAAUCAUCGUUCUGAAUGUCACAGCCCAGAGUCAUUUAGAUCUGAAGGUCUGGAGCUGUCAUACCUUGAGAAAUGAACUACUAGGCACUGCCUCUGUCAAUCUCUCCAAUGUCCUGAAGAACAAUGGCGGCAAAAUGGAGAACACGCAACUGACCCUGAACCUGCAGACGGAGAACAAAGGCAGUGUUGUCUCCGGAGGAGAGCUGACAAUUUUCCUGGAUGGGCCAACUGUUGAUCUGGGAAGCGUGCCUAAUGGCAGUGCUGUGACAGACGGAUCACAGCCACCUUCAAGAGAAUCCAGCGGGACUGCUAUAGCUCCAGAGUCCCGGCACCAGCCCCCCAGUACAAACUGCUUUGGUGGCAGGUCCCGAACGCACAGACAUUCAGGUGGCUCAGGCAGAACAACCACAACUAACGGCGACCAAAGCCCUGGUGCUAGGAACCGGCACCGCCAACCUGUGAAGAACCCCAGCAACAGUGGCUUAGCCAAUGGCACAGCGAACGAGGAACCUACUACAGCCAGUGAUCCUGAAGAACCUUCUGCUGUUGGUGUGACAGCCCCACCUGCUACAGCCUUGAGUGUGUCCCCAAACCCCAACACGACAUCUCUCCCUGCACCGUCCACACCAGCUGAGGGAGAGGAACCCAGCACUUCGGGGACACAGCAACUUCCGGCCGCUGCCCAGGCCCCUGAUGCUCUCCCAGCCGGAUGGGAGCAAAGAGAGCUGCCCAAUGGACGUGUCUAUUAUGUUGACCACAAUACCAAGACCACCACCUGGGAGAGACCUCUUCCUCCAGGGUGGGAAAAACGCACAGACCCCCGAGGAAGGUUUUACUACGUGGAUCACAACACCCGGACAACCACCUGGCAGCGCCCAACUGCUGAGUACGUUCGCAACUAUGAGCAGUGGCAGUCACAGCGGAAUCAGCUCCAGGGGGCUAUGCAACACUUCAGCCAAAGAUUCCUCUACCAGUCUUCGAGUGCUUCGUCUGACCAUGAUCCCCUGGGCCCCCUCCCGCCUGGCUGGGAGAAGAGGCAGGACAAUGGACGGGUGUAUUACGUGAACCACAACACACGCACUACCCAGUGGGAGGACCCACGGACCCAGGGGAUGAUUCAGGAGCCAGCCCUGCCCCCAGGAUGGGAGAUGAAGUACACCAGUGAGGGUGUGCGGUACUUUGUGGACCACAAUACCCGAACCACUACCUUUAAGGAUCCUCGCCCAGGGUUCGAGUCAGGGACAAAACAAGGCUCACCUGGUGCCUACGACCGAAGUUUUCGGUGGAAGUAUCACCAGUUCCGGUUCCUCUGCCACUCAAAUGCCCUACCGAGCCAUGUGAAGAUCAGUGUUUCCAGACAGACACUCUUUGAGGAUUCUUUCCAACAGAUUAUGAACAUGAAACCUUACGACCUGCGCCGCCGGCUCUACAUCAUCAUGCGUGGUGAGGAGGGCCUGGACUACGGCGGCAUCGCCAGAGAGUGGUUUUUCCUCCUGUCCCAUGAGGUGCUCAACCCUAUGUACUGUUUAUUUGAAUAUGCUGGGAAGAACAACUACUGCCUGCAGAUCAACCCAGCCUCUUCCAUCAACCCUGACCACCUCACCUACUUCCGCUUUAUUGGCAGAUUCAUCGCCAUGGCUCUGUACCAUGGGAAGUUCAUCGACACAGGCUUCACCCUUCCUUUCUACAAGCGGAUGCUCAACAAGAGACCAACUCUGAAGGACCUAGAGUCUAUUGACCCUGAGUUCUACAACUCCAUUGUCUGGAUCAAAGAGAACAACCUAGAAGAGUGUGGCCUGGAGCUGUUCUUCAUCCAGGACAUGGAGAUCCUGGGCAAGGUGACAACCCAUGAGCUGAAGGAAGGUGGUGAGAGCAUCCGAGUUACAGAAGAGAACAAGGAAGAGUACAUCAUGUUGCUGACUGACUGGCGAUUCACUCGAGGUGUGGAAGAGCAGACCAAAGCCUUUCUGGAUGGCUUCAAUGAGGUGGCCCCUCUGGAGUGGUUGCGAUAUUUUGAUGAGAAAGAGCUGGAGCUCAUGCUCUGCGGCAUGCAGGAAAUAGACAUGAACGACUGGCAGAAGAAUGCCAUCUACCGGCACUACACCAAGAGUAGCAAGCAGAUCCAGUGGUUCUGGCAGGUAGUGAAGGAGAUGGACAAUGAAAAGAGGAUCCGGCUACUGCAGUUUGUCACAGGAACCUGUCGCCUGCCUGUUGGAGGAUUUGCUGAACUCAUUGGGAGCAAUGGACCCCAGAAGUUCUGCAUUGACAGAGUUGGCAAGGAAACCUGGCUGCCCCGGAGCCAUACAUGCUUCAACCGUCUGGAUCUGCCACCCUACAAGAGCUAUGAACAGCUGAAAGAGAAGCUGCUGUAUGCCAUCGAGGAGACUGAGGGUUUUGGACAGGAGUAGCUGAGCUGUCCCUCCCAUGCCCUCCAGCACAUGUAGUCCUGAGUCCUUCCUGCCUGAGAUGCCACUGGUUGCACAGCCCUUGGGAGGCCCCUUUGGAUAGUGGCCCUGUAUGGGACUGUGCUUUGAUCAUGUUGGUGACUGAAGAGUCUGGCCCCAAGAGGCCCUGUGGCCUCUUUCUCCUACUUGAUGAUGGCAGUUUGGAAUAAAGCCCCCUGUCAUCUUUGACUUCA